Molecule: messenger RNA, 1356 nt
Organism: Rhinichthys klamathensis goyatoka
Lineage: Eukaryota; Metazoa; Chordata; Actinopteri; Cypriniformes; Leuciscidae
Gene: fbxl3b
Product: F-box and leucine-rich repeat protein 3b
Exons: 4
Coding region: 19-1317 (432 amino acids)
Biological process (GO): entrainment of circadian clock by photoperiod; G2/M transition of mitotic cell cycle; SCF-dependent proteasomal ubiquitin-dependent protein catabolic process
Cellular component (GO): nucleus; SCF ubiquitin ligase complex; cytosol
Molecular function (GO): protein binding
Source: RefSeq, a predicted model, not a curated record
UUGGUCUGUCUCCUCAGAAUGAAGCGCGGGCAGAAGCGAGUGGAUGAGGCGGAGGAGAGCAGUGUGUCGGGCCCCGGGGCCCCGGAGCUGUGCAAGCGGGUCCGCUGGGCUGGUUCUGAGGACGACGGCUCGGUGGACUGGCGACUGCUCCCCGAGGAGAUCCUGCUGAUCGUCUUCCAGUACCUGCCUCUGCUGGACCGGGCCUGGGCCGCACAGGUGUGUCGCGCCUGGAACAACACCUUCCACACGCCGCAGCUCUGGAGGUGCUUCGAGUUCCAGCUCAACCAGCCGGCCAGCUCCUGCCUGAGGGCCACACACCCCGACCUCAUCAAGCAGAUCAUCACGCGCCACUCCAACCACCUGCAGUACGUCAGCUUCAAGGUGGACAGCAGCACUGAAUCUGCAGAAGCCGCGUGUGAUAUCCUCUCUCAGCUCGUCAACUGCUCUCUGAAGACCCUCGGCCUCAUUUCCACCGCAAGACCCUCCUUCAUGGAGCUGCCCAAAUCUCACUUCAUCUCCGCGCUGACGGUGGUGUUCGUGAACUCUAAGUCUCUGGCGUCUCUGAAGAUCGACGACACUCCGGUGGACGAUCCGUCGCUCAAAGUGCUGGUGGCGAACAGCAGCGACACACUGAAGCUGCUGAAGAUGAGCAGCUGUCCACACGUGUCCCCCGCAGGAAUCCUGUGUGUGGCGGAUCAGUGUCACGGUCUGCGCGAGCUAGCGCUAAACUACCACCUGUUGAGCGACGAGCUCCUGCUAGCGCUGUCGUCGGAGCGCCACGUUCACCUGGAGCACCUGCGCAUCGACGUGGUGAGCGAGACCCCGGGCCAGAGCUUCCACUCCAUCAAGAAGAGCAGCUGGGACGCCAUGCUGCGCCACUCGCCCCAGUUCAACCUCGUCAUGUACUACUUCCUGUACGAGAACGAGUUCGGGCCGUUCUUCCGCGACGAGGUGCCGGUGACGCACCUGUACUUCGGGCGUUCGGUCAGUAAGGAGGUCCUGGGCCGCGUGGGGCUGACGUGCCCGCGGCUGGUGGAGCUGGUGGUGUGUGCUAACGGCCUGCGCCCGCUCGACGAGGAGCUGAUCCGCAUCGCUGAGCGCUGCAAACACCUGGCGGCCAUCGGCCUGGGCGAGUGCGAGGUCUCCUGCAGCGCCUUCGUGGAGUUCGUGAAGAUGUGUGGCAAGCGGCUCUCGCAGCUCUCCAUCAUGGAGGAGGUUCUGAUGCCCGACCACCAGUACGGGCUGGACGACAUCCACUGGGAAGUGUCCAAACACCUGGGGCGCGUCUGGUUCACCGACAUGAUGCCCACCUGGUAGCCGGAGACACACGUCAGCCGGGUGCUCACUAGGCCUGCA